AUGGCCCUGCCUAUGGCGUUCAAGAACUCGGCGUUCCCUUAUCGUCGAGGAUCAAAUUCAUCCGAGCGCGAUUUCUUUGACAUACCCGAUGAGCCAAUCUGGGCAAUUUUGAAGCGCCAGCUCCGACGACCGCGGGCGUGGGUGGCUCUACUGGGACUCUUGGCGCUGGUGCAGUGGAUGCGACGAGCUCAGCCGAGUCCCGUACCGCUGGCACAUAUCCACUACGAUGAGGUAGACUGGUCGCGAUAUGCAUAUACGCAAUAUGCCACGAGCGAGACAUACCUGUGCAAUUGUGUGAUGGUGUUUGAGGCUCUGCACCGGCUAGGCUCGCGCGCGGAUCGUCUUCUCUUCUACCCGAAGGAGUGGGACCUGGUGGUCGAUGGAGGCACAGAUCGUAUCAGUCAGUUGCUUUUACUGGCCAAAGAUGAAUACAACGUUCAGUUAGUCCCGGUUGUCAUUGAAGGCAUCAAAGCCGAGACUGGGGGCGGCGGAGAGGUGUCGGAAUCUUCCUGGGAUACGAGUACCGCCAAAUUGUACGCCUUUGGCGUCCUCCAGUAUGAUCGAGUCAUUCACCUCGACUCCGACAUGAUGCUGCUUCAGCCGAUGGAUGAGCUCUUCUUCCUGCCAUCAACCACCAUUGCCAUGCCUCGAGCAUACUGGCUCUUGCCCGAAACUCGGACGCUCUCGUCUCUUCUCGCCGUCAUUGAACCAUCCUAUCAGGAGUUCACCCUGCUAAAGGACACUAUCCAGCCCGCCAUCUUCGGCCAGAUCGACUUGAAUCUGACCAACCGUCGCUACGACAUGGAGAUUCUCAAUAAUCGCUACGGAGAUAGCGCUCUCGUACUUCCUCAUCGACAAUACGGCCUGAUUUCGGGCGAGUUUCGUACCAAGGAUCACCGCGCGUUCCUUGGAAAUGACCACGAGCAGUGGGAUCCUGACCAUGCGAUCGCACAAGCCAAAUUUGUGCACUUUUCAGAUUGGCCGCUGCCCAAGCCUUGGGUCAUGUGGACGCGUGAACAACUCAUCACCCACCAGCCCGCUUGCGACAAUGGUGCGGGAACGUCGCGAGAGAGUGGAUGCCGGAAUCGGGAAAUUUGGAAGCAGCUAUAUGAGCAAUUCCGGCGCAGGCGCAGGGAUGUGUGCAGACUGUUGAGUUUCCCAGCCCCUGUAUGA
This is a messenger RNA of Penicillium oxalicum, 1173 nucleotides long. RefSeq names its product Glucose N-acetyltransferase 1. The record is from RefSeq and is a predicted model, not a curated record. NCBI's taxonomy places the organism in Eukaryota, Fungi, Ascomycota, Eurotiomycetes, Eurotiales, Aspergillaceae. The transcript is spliced from 3 exons. Gene Ontology annotation, molecular function: glycosyltransferase activity. The coding region runs from base 1 to 1173 and encodes 390 amino acids.